This is a messenger RNA of Cyphomyrmex costatus, 1838 nucleotides long. RefSeq names its product F-box only protein 33. The transcript is spliced from 7 exons. NCBI's taxonomy places the organism in Eukaryota, Metazoa, Arthropoda, Insecta, Hymenoptera, Formicidae. The coding region runs from base 1 to 1698 and encodes 565 amino acids. Gene Ontology annotation, biological process: positive regulation of protein ubiquitination. The record is from RefSeq and is a predicted model, not a curated record. Gene Ontology annotation, molecular function: protein binding.
AUGUAUAUAUACAUGCCCGUCUCGGCUGUGAACGGCGCGCCCGCGGCUGCGAUCGGCGACAGGUCAAACGGUGUGGCAACGGAUGGCUCGCGACUCUGGUCGAUCGGCUGGCUGAACAUGAUGCGCGCCUGCGACGACACGUCCGAUGUACGAUUGGAGAAGUUCCGCGCGGCGACAAGCGACGCCGUCGCGACGGAGUCGGGGAAUGGGGACGCGAACGCGACGCAGGAGAUGGCGACGUCGAGGAAGUGCGAGGGACAGCUGUCUAUGCUGUGCGCGGCGAACAGCUGUUCGUCCUGCAUACCUGCGUGCCGUAUGUCAGAAAUGGCGCAGGAGGACCACGGCCCGUCCUGGGACAACCUGCCUGCCGUUAUCUUGCAGGAGAUAUUCUCGUAUUUGUCGCACGAGACCAGAAUAAGAGCCUCCCAGGUAUGCAAAAAUUGGAGAUACACUUUGUUCCACCCAAACUUCUGGAAAAAAAUCAUUUUUGUGUUCAGAGAUAAAGACAGCAUUUUAUGGACUCGAUUCUUGGCAAAUCGUUUUGCUCUGAGUGUACACGAGGCUACGAUUCGUUGGGAUAUAUCUAGAAACAUCAAUUGCCUAGGAGAGACGUACAGGCUCUUGCAGAAAUUAAGUCACAAUAGACAAUUGAGAAAAUUGUUCUUGGAAUUCAAUAGUAAUAUUUGUGAUUCUUUUGACAACGAGGGUGACAGUAAUUACAAAAGUUCCGCAUCAGUACAAUGUGUGAUAAAUAUUAUUGAGACUUCUAAUUGUCUGGAAGCCCUGAGUCUGGGUUGCAGGGAAGAAUUGAUUAUGAAUUUAUUUGCAAUUGUGGAACCUCUCCGUCUUCAUCACUCCAAACAUUUAACACACCUCAGUCUAGCAUCUGUCAAGAACGAUCCUGACUAUUAUGACUUCUUUGAAUUUGAUAACACUAUUUUUAAUUCGUUUAUCAGAUUAUCUAUCUUAACUUUAGAUUAUGAGUAUGUCAGUGAUACUUUGUUGGCAGCGUUAGAUAAUGGAUGUAUGCAAAGACUUGUAAUUCAUAUACAUGGCUGGAAACAGGAUUAUCCAGGAACAACAAAUUUGGCUUGGCAAAUGUUUGUUCAAAAAAACCCACAUUGUGAAUUAAGGCUCAAUCUUAUACAUUCUUAUGCCGGCGUUAAGGUUUUGGAUACUGAUAUAUUAUGUGCUGCUAUGCCACUGACACACUUACAAGUUCUAUUCUGUGAGAACAUUAAUAUCAGAGCAUUACAUCGAAUAUCAAUGUGGUACGCAAAUACAUUGAAAUCAUUGACAUGGAUAGACUCAAUAGAUCACAAGCAGCAUAUACCAUCUACAUUUGAUCCAAAUGAUCCACACAGUCCAGAUCCUUUGGUGUUAGUGGCAUGGAAAUGUAAUAAACUCAUGAAGAUGGUGUUCCUGGGUCAUAAAUAUUAUCAAGAGAAUCUGUUGGCCAUCGCGCGUCUCAGAGGCAACACUCUUAAAUUAUUGGUAUUUGCAAAAAAUGAUAUCACAUCUGAAGUUAAACUGUGUCGAAACUUCGAAGAUGAAAAUAUCAAACGUGAAAUUCGAGAUAUAAUGGGUCCACAUUGGAUGCCCUUGAAUGACUCAGAUUUGCCAAUGGUGAUAUUCGAUCCUUUCAAAGGCGACAGUAGAGAAGUGAUUAUACCGUUGGUUCUCAGUGAUCAGAAAUAAUUUUUGACAGAAGUCAAGGAAAAUCUCUAUCCAGUGUGAUUAUCCAAAAACCAUCUCCGGGCCAUCAACAUUCUCAGAAGUAAUGUUAUCAGAUUACAUCUUUUAUUCUUCUACAAGAUUUUUUUCACAAGGGUGAAACA